GACAGCGGACUUCUAUUCUUUCUUUCUUUCUUUCUUUCGCUGUCUCUGUCUUCACCAUGGGAUUACUUCAUCCUAUAGCAUACAUUGCAACUGGUCUUGCAUUUUGUUUCUUUAUCUUUAGCUUAGCAUGUGGUCUUUACUAUUUAGCAGAAUUGGUAGAGGAACACUCUGUCUAUACAAAAAAAAUGAUUAGAACAAUGACUUGUGUUGUCAUUUCAUUACAUGUGUUAUUUUGGAUAUUCGAUCGUCUACCAUUCUUCUACUUGUUAUUCUCAGUCCUAUGUCAUUUUGUCUAUAGUCUCAAUUUGAAGACGUUUCCUUUUAUCAACCUAUCCAGUAUUGCCUUUAUUAGCAGUUGUAUAUUGGUGUUUGCCGAUCAUUUUUUAUGGUUUAGAUACUUUACAGCCCAUUAUAAACCAUUUAUGGACAUUGCUGCAUUUUUCGGUCUUUGUGUAUGGCUCGUACCCUUUGCUUAUUUUAUCAGCUUGAGUGCAAAUGACAAUGCAUUACCUAUAAGUGAUCCGUCAUUUGUCGAUAAUAUCCCUCAUCAACAUAAGCAGGGACUAUUAAAGAUUUUGUUGGGUUACUUUGGAAUUAAACAACAAGAAGUGCCCAAUGGAAGUCUUGAUUAUACCAACAACACAAAUUAUCACCGUCCUGCUACAAACACUAUUACGACUCCUCAUGAAGGAAUACAAAACAGAAAGGCAAUCUAAAUAAAAUACACUUUAUUUAUUUUCUAGUCGACACUUUUUGAAUUUUAGAUAUACAACUGGAGCAAAGGCAUCAUCUGAGUGAGUGAUGUAUUCGACUUCCUCCCUAGAAAGAGAAAAAGUCAUUACUUGUGUAUA
Rhizopus microsporus ATCC 52813 is the source of this 851-nucleotide messenger RNA. Its product is annotated as DUF396-domain-containing protein. The transcript has 6 exons. The coding region runs from base 57 to 716 and encodes 219 amino acids. NCBI's taxonomy places the organism in Eukaryota, Fungi, Mucoromycota, Mucoromycetes, Mucorales, Rhizopodaceae. The record is from RefSeq and is a predicted model, not a curated record. Gene Ontology annotation, cellular component: endoplasmic reticulum membrane; COPII-coated ER to Golgi transport vesicle; Golgi membrane. Gene Ontology annotation, biological process: endoplasmic reticulum to Golgi vesicle-mediated transport. Gene Ontology annotation, molecular function: COPII receptor activity.